UGAACUUGUUUCUCUGCGGGGAGAGGGAGAAUACUGCAACUUCAGUCUUCACUUCAAGUCUGUACAGUUCAACAAAAGAACGUAACGCGCACACCGUCGGAAAGAGCUUGAAAGCAGCCCAACCACCAGCGAGACAACUAGUGCAAACAAGGGACCAAGUCACCUACAAUGAACUGAAAGCGUUAGCUAGCUAAAGAAAAAGGAAACAUCUUUGUCCCACACAGACGCUGAAAAGCUGUGAGAGCUGGGACUCAGAUUAGGCAAAAAUGGAACCGCGAAUGAUUUGUACUUAGCCAAGUCGAAGCUAUACUGUUUCUGUUUCUUUUUCUUUUUUCAGCUUUGUCAGGGCAGAGACACAGAAAAAAAGGAGGUGAAAUAGACACACUGCUGUAGAGAGUGUGAGGUAAAUGGAGCCAGAGUUGCUGUGCUGUGAGGUGGAUAGGCCUGCCGUCCCCAGGGCCUACCGGGACUCAAACCUGUUGACUGACCGAGUCCUGCACGCUCUACUACGGGCAGAGGACAACUACCUACCCGCUACCAGCUACUUCAAAUGUGUGCAGAAAGAAAUAGCCCCGUACAUGAGGAGAAUAGUCUCCACCUGGAUGUUGGAGGUAUGUGAGGAGCAGAAAUGUGAGGAGGAGGUCUUCCCUUUGGCUAUGAACUACUUGGACAGGUUUCUGUCAGUGCAGCCCACCAAGAAAAACCACCUCCAGCUGCUGGGGGCUGCUUGCAUGUUCCUGGCAUCCAAGAUGAAGGAAACCAUACCGCUCACUGCUGAGAAGCUCUGCAUCUACACAGACAAUUCUGUCACACCAACUCAGCUACUGCAAAUGGAGCUGUUGGUUUUGAACAAGCUGAAGUGGGACCUUGCCUCAGUGACGCCUCUCGACUUCAUUGACCACUUCCUAUCUCAGCUGCCAAUCAGGAAAGAAAACAGGCCCAUACUCAGGAAGCACGCUCAGACCUUUGUGGCACUGUGUGCUACAGAUGUUAAAUUCAUCGCCAACCCCCCAUCCAUGGUUGCAGCGGGCAGCGUGGUGGCAGCUGUGGAGGGCUUACAGAUGAGAAUGGUGGGCAACACAAUGACAUCUCAGUCACUGACAGAGCAACUGGCACAGAUCAUCAGAAGUGACCCGGAUUGUCUCCGGGCGUGUCAGGAACAAAUUGAAUCACUGCUGGAAACCAGUCUCCGACAGGCACAACAGCAACAGCAACAACUGCACUCAGUUUCCAUGGAAACUAAGAAUAUCACCCAGGAGGAGGAUCUCUCGGCCACGCCCACCGAUGUCCGGGACGUCAACAUCUGAUUGGUUGCUGCCAGUCACAGAGUUUGUGUGGAGAUGGGGCUUUUUGAGGGAAGAGGAGGAGUUUGGACUGACUACUUGGAUGAUGUCCUUCAUGUAGGGGCUAUAGAUGAUGCUCUGAAUUUACAGACAGUCCAUCCAGGUGCCUGACUGCCCUCUUGGACUGAUGCUUUAUUGUGUGCAUUCAACCUACACAGUGAAGUGUGAGUGACUGGACAACAGCAUCAAUAUCACACCAAUAUUCCGAGACAAUUUUUAA
Molecule: messenger RNA, 1563 nt
Organism: Myripristis murdjan (pinecone soldierfish)
Lineage: Eukaryota; Metazoa; Chordata; Actinopteri; Holocentriformes; Holocentridae
Product: G1/S-specific cyclin-D1-like
Exons: 5
Coding region: 408-1307 (299 amino acids)
Source: RefSeq, a predicted model, not a curated record